This is a messenger RNA of Nematocida parisii ERTm1, 1203 nucleotides long. RefSeq lists its product as uncharacterized. Bases 1 to 1203 code for a protein of 400 amino acids. Gene Ontology annotation, molecular function: single-stranded DNA binding. Gene Ontology annotation, cellular component: RNA polymerase III complex. The record is from RefSeq and is a predicted model, not a curated record. NCBI's taxonomy places the organism in Eukaryota, Fungi, Microsporidia. The transcript has a single exon.
AUGCCAUGGAGUGAAAGACUAUUUAUACUUGAGAUAUUUAGUAAUGUAUGUGCUAAGAUAGGAUACUAUCUAUUAAAAAAUAAGGAUAUGGGUUUAAUAUCCAUAUAUAGAAACACCCAAAUAGGAAAGAAAGAUGCAAUUAAGGGGCUUUCUCUAUUAAUACAUUUUGGAAUCGUUGGAUUUACUAAUUAUACCGGGCGUGGUGUAAGAUACUUUAUAAAAAAGGCUCACUUCUCCAUUAUAAAUUAUCCCGUGUACAUUAAGUACUGUGAAGAUGUAUACGGCCCACAUGGAAGUCAGAUAGCAAUGGAAGUGCUCAUUAGGAAGAAAAUAGGAGUAAGCGCAAUACCAGAAGAACUAAUGGAGACAACAAAAAAAAUGAUUAGAGAUGGAGUUUUGACAGAAGAGUCUGUUAAUGGCGUAAAAAGAGUUAAAGAAGAAAGCGAAAAAUAUUUAAUAUUUUCCAAGAAAUCGGUUGACUCGAAAAUUCUUACCAACUUUUUUUACAACGAUAUUUCUCAGCACUUUACAGAGAAUACAAAAAAAGUAUUUUCUGCAAUAAAAAGCUUCUACCCAGCGCCAUCCCCCCUCAACAGAGUUCUUGAAAGGUGCGCAGAAUUCCAAGUUGUCCCAGAAAGCACCGGCUUAUCUACACCACCAAAUAUUAAUGAAACAGUUCAGAAACACAUAAAGUAUCUUAUAGGCUAUGGAGCAGUAUCUGGUGGAUAUGAAAUGUACCAAGUAAACCACGAGUCAUAUCUAGACAAGAUAAAAAAGAAGGUUCUUCUGGAAUACUGUGAUAUGUAUAUAGGAUCUACUGCGUCCACUGUUCUUUCUAUGCUGUUAAGUAAGGGAUAUAUUGAAGAUAAGUUCAUACAGAAACAUCUUCUGCUUGAGUCACAGGAAUGCAAGAAAACUCUUUUUCUUCUUUUAUCAGAAAGAUUUGUUAGUCUACAGAUGAUACCAAGAACCGCAGACUGCGCUCCGUCCAAAAGCUUUCAUCUAUGGUCUGCAAACAUUCGCAAAGUAUUUGGCAUUCUUGAGCAGAAAGUGCAAAGUAAAUUGAAUGAAAACUACAUAGAACUAUCAACAUUAGAGGAAAACAAGUUAUUUACUGUGCCUGGAGAGUAUAAACAGAAAACAGACCAAAUAUUUGGAGCGCUUGAAAAGCUGCACACUUUCUGUUUUAUACUGUCAUUAUAA